GUGUCAGCGCCGUUUCCACCGGCACCCGGUCCGAAAUGGCGGAUCUCCACCGCCAACUGCAGGACUACCUGAUGCAGGGUAAAGCGAACAGGCCGGCAGCCGCCGAGCCGCUGCUCGCCGCGGGGACGGCCGAAGAGCCUGAGGCCGGGGACAGAGCCGCCGCGGCGUGGCUAGGCCGCACGGCUCUGCGAUGGCCGUGGAGCUCCGCCGAGCCGCCGCCCGCAGGCUCGCAGUGCAUGCCCAACGUGACGCGCGGGCAGCGCCUGGCGGCGGGGAGCCUGGGCCUGCUGCUGGCCGCGCUCUGCUUCGGCCUGGCGGCGCUCUACGCGCCGGUGCUGCUGCUGCGCGCGCGCAAAUUCGCGCUGCUCUGGUCGCUGGGCUCGGUGCUGGCGCUGGCGAGCGCGGCGCUGCUGCGGGGCGGCCCGGCCUGCGGGCGCCUGCUGCGGGGCGAGGAGACGCCGUCGCGAACCGCGCUGGCCUACGCCGCCGCCUUGGGCGCCACGCUCUACGCCGCGCUGGUCUUGCGCAGUACGGUGCUGACGGCGCUCGGCGCGUGCGCGCAGGUAGCCGCGCUGCUCUACGCGCUGCUGGGGCUCCUGCCCUGGGGCGGCGUGACGGCGCUGCGCCUAGCACUUGGUCGCCUGAAUCGGGGGGCGAGCCUCACCAACGUUCUCCCGGUGUGACAGUCCGGCUCAGGAACCAGCCAGGCAUCGCCACAAUCAACGGCACCCUAGCGUGCGAGGACAAGGCACCCACUGGACUGUGCUCCGGAGUCCGUGAGCCUGGAGCAGCUGCCACCGACUGACGGGCUGGCCGUCUCAGAAGAUCCUCGGCUUCAGCGUUCUGAGGUUCUGUGUGGGCAACAUGGGCGCCGAACGACACAGUUCACUAUCCAUGAACUGCUUUUGAACUGGCUUUACAUGGACGUCAGUUAUGGGGACGGCUGACUUGCCUGCUUCCGUGGCUUUGGAAGAACUGCCCCUCCCUUUUGUCAUUUAAAAAGAAUACAGUGGUAUAUGCAAUUGAGCAUAGAGGUUCGGUUUUUGUCGCCACUUUUUGAAGCCUCCGUAUUCCUAUUCACUGUAAAUCAACCCAGAUAAUCUGAUUAAACACUAAAUUUAGCCACUGGAUUUAAAAUAGUGAUUAGUUAAUACAUUAUACCUCAAUUUUUUCUUCAGUUAAGAGUAAAUAUGGUGCUUUAUAAUAUUUAAGGAAAAUUAAUCGUAAAAGUAAUACACCAAAGAGCAACUUUCUUACUCAAGAAGCCAGAUAUCCAGGAUGAUGCAUGGUUAAGCUUGCAGGUUUCCGCAGAACUGGGCUUAAGGGUCCUGGGAGACAAGGAAAAGCUUACAUCUGCAGUUGUGUUUGCUGUAAGCGAGAGGUUUUGCCAAUCGUUCACUAUUCCUAACAUUAUUGCUGCUUUUUCAAGUACUACACAAUUUGAUUCUGAUACAAUGUAAAGUGCUGUUUAUUCAUAAUUGUUUUUGUUGUGCUGCAGCCAAACACCAUUUAAAUCUAUCAUCAUUUAUUGCCAAAAACUGGAUUCAGUAUUGAGUCUUGGUACACUAAAAAGUAAAGUGUAUUUAGAAGCUCAUAAUUGUAUCAAUGGUUCUCACAUCAAAGGAAGCCACAUUUCGUCAGUUCAUUAAUAUUACUGGGGAUGGGUCCAGACAUUAAUUAAUAUAUAUGUCCAGAUGCUUCAUGUUUGGCUAAAUUGAGAACCACAUCUGCGCACUGGCUGGUACAAUGUCAAAGUAAUUGUUUUCCAGGCUGCCCCAAUGUUGCCCUAACAGGAAAGGCAUAGCAGGGCAGGCAGUAGCAAAGUGAUUCCAUCCUGGCUCAUAUCCCAUUCUCUCUAGUGCUCCCCAGGCAGACAAGCACUCUCUUAAGAAAGGAAAUGCUGUUUUCAGUAGUGAUGUACACAGUUUUUAUGUUACUAUAUUCAAAGUAUUAAAAUCAUCUCAAAAAUUCAUUACAUGAAAUAAGUUUUAUAAAGCUCAAAGCACAACAUCUUAUAUUUUGACAGGAGUAUUUAAAAUGCUGUAUGUAAAUGUUUAUGUAUAAUAUAGAAGGAGGGCUCUGUUUAUAAAUGAAUCCAUCCUCACAGUGUGA
Arvicola amphibius (Eurasian water vole) is the source of this 2112-nucleotide messenger RNA. It is a transcript of the gene Sft2d3, whose product is annotated as SFT2 domain containing 3. Bases 36 to 683 code for a protein of 215 amino acids. Lineage: Eukaryota; Metazoa; Chordata; Mammalia; Rodentia; Cricetidae. Gene Ontology annotation, cellular component: membrane. The record is from RefSeq and is a predicted model, not a curated record. The transcript has a single exon. Gene Ontology annotation, biological process: vesicle-mediated transport.